Messenger RNA from Bombus pyrosoma, 1413 nucleotides. RefSeq names its product BRISC and BRCA1-A complex member 2-like. Gene Ontology annotation, biological process: double-strand break repair. Lineage: Eukaryota; Metazoa; Arthropoda; Insecta; Hymenoptera; Apidae. The record is from RefSeq and is a predicted model, not a curated record. Gene Ontology annotation, cellular component: BRCA1-A complex; BRISC complex. Bases 210 to 1352 code for a protein of 380 amino acids. The transcript has 4 exons.
CAAGUUCACGCGAUAGCGUAGUAUAUAAGAAUAUUGUUUUCCCAUCCUUAAACAUCAGCAAACGUUGUCAUGUACACUUGAAAACAUUUGUGUAACGAUAACAAAAUAUUAUGUGAUACGCGUAGACAUUUACGAAAGAUUUUUUUACUAUACUGACUAUUUAUUACUUACCGAAUAUAUAUUAAGUUUCAUAAAAUAAAAGUAUUACAAUGUUAAACCAACAAUGUGCAAUUUUGACUGUCAUUGACUCAUAUAUUGAGCCACUUUUAAUCCAUGUGUUAUCGACUGAUAAACUUGGAGUUUGCUGCAAAACAAUUGAGAUAGAUUCUAUGUCAUCCAGUUGUGGGAAAGUACAAGGAGAUCGUUUUAAAUUAUCUAUACCUUAUGCUAAACAAAAUUUAACUUGGAAUGUACUGUUUGAUUCGCAAUGUCCUGAAAUGGGACCUGAUUUCAUAUUUAAUGACAAUACAUUCCUAGCAGAUAUGGAUGUGGAUGCAUUAUCUGCUAAAGUACCUAGUCUUGCUAAAUGGAAUCCUAAUGAUGAAAAUGCAUUAUUGAAUGUUCUUAGAGAACUUUUAUCGUGCUACAAACAACAUCAGGUACAAUUACUUCAGAAGCAAGCUAGAUUACAAUUAGAAUAUAAUAUGCUAAUGAAUUCAGGAGAAGUCAAAACAGAAGAUGUUGAAGUAAUAUUGUUACCAUUCAGUUCUAAACCAACAGAAGCUAGAUUUUUAAUAAGUUUAUCAGUGGAUGUUUCACAGUUAGAAAUUCGUACUUGUAAAUCAGAAAGUGACAUUGCAAUGCUUCUUGUAACAUUUUCUGGAACAGAUUGGAGUCGUAUUACUCCACAACUAUAUUUUUCAAAAUCUUUAGAAGAGUCUCUUAGUGAAACAGGUGAAUUACAUUUACCACAUUUUCCAUCUGACACAUAUCUACUACGAUAUAUACCAAAAGUAAAAAAAUAUAUUGCAGGAAAGGUAAACUCAGUUGUCCAAAGCUUAAAGAGAAGAAGAGAUUAUAUAGCAGCAUGUUCAUUUAUCCACCAUAAAUGUCUUUUAGAAUAUGACACUAUAAACUGUAAAUAUGUGACAUUUUUAGUAUGUGUAGAUGACUUUUAUGCAUGUGUGCACAUUCAAUUUCCAUUUGGAUUUCCUCAAGAACCACCUAUAGUUGAAUUACGCUCAAUAUAUCACUUGAUUGAACAUACUACCUACAGCGAAAGAAUAAAAUAUCCUUAUAAUGUUUCAUGGCCGCCACAACUUAUGGUAAAACGGUUGUGUCACACCAUUUACUCGUAUUUAGAAACAUUUAAAUUCAAUUCUAUCAAAAAUUGUUCAGGAAAUCAAAGUUAGUUUAUUGCAUAAUUUAAAUUAUUUUAGUUACUUGUUACAUUAACAUAAAUCUCUCUUUGUA